Messenger RNA from Alternaria incomplexa, 1764 nucleotides. RefSeq lists its product as uncharacterized. The record is from RefSeq and is a predicted model, not a curated record. NCBI's taxonomy places the organism in Eukaryota, Fungi, Ascomycota, Dothideomycetes, Pleosporales, Pleosporaceae. Gene Ontology annotation, molecular function: transmembrane transporter activity. The transcript is spliced from 3 exons. The coding region runs from base 1 to 1764 and encodes 587 amino acids. Gene Ontology annotation, cellular component: membrane. Gene Ontology annotation, biological process: transmembrane transport.
AUGGCCGACCAUGAGCACCAGGUAUACGAGCUCACUGCAGCUUCGUCUGCCUCUGCAACGGAACACGACACGAUGCCGCCGGAUGAGCUGGAGGAGACAUGCGCUGUGGAUGCGCGGUUGCAUAAGAGGACGUUGAGGAAACUGGACUGUUUACUAUUGCCGUUUCUGGCGCUGCUGUUCCUGUUUAAUGCGCUGGAUAAGUCGAAUAUCGGAAAUGCAGAGUCUGCGCAUUUUACGGCGGAUAUCGGACUGGAUAAGGGUGCGUUGAAUACGGCUGUUGCGCUGUUCUUCGCUUUCUUCGUUGCGCUGCAGCCGCUUGGAGCGGCGCUGGGGAGGAGAUAUGGCAUGGUGCUUUGGGUGCCGAGUUGUAUGCUUCUUUGGGGUGUCUGCACGGCGCUGCAUGCGUGGGUGAGGCAUAGGUGGCAGCUGUAUACGCUGCGCAUUCUCAUCGGGUGCCUUGAAGCUGGCUUCUAUCCAGUCACCGUCACCUACCUCUCCCUCUUUUACACGCGCUUCGAAUUUGGCAGACGGCUCUCCUUCUUCUACGGUCAGGCGGCAGUCGGUGGUGCGCUUGGGGGCCUAAUAAGCUAUCUCGUCUUUUCGCAUUUCGGCAAUGACGACGGAGGCUCGGAUAAAGAUUGGAAACCGUGGCAGGUGCUCUUCCUACUGGAGGGCACUCUCACUAUCGUGGUGGCAUUCAUCGGAUACUUCUGGCUACCACACAGCGUGGAGACGGCAUGGUUCCUCACACCUGAAGAGCGUCGAUAUGCGUCUUCGCGUGUGGUGAGAGACAGAGACAUACAGAACGCGCCGGCAGCAGUCCAAGAAGAUGAUCGAGAAGCGGAAGAAACUUACGAUGAGGAGUCGCGCGGUCUUCUCGACUCAUCCAAGCACUCGAUCACCUCAGCCACGCCGUCGCGACAGCUGGUCGACGAUCGUGGUCUAAGCCCUCACGACGUCCUUUCAUCAGUGUUCAACACGAAGAUAUGGCACAUCCUCGCCUGUAACGUUCUAUCUGCCAUCCCAGUCUAUGCCUUCUCCGUUUUCCUCCCGCUUGUACUGGCACCGUUGACGAAGAAGGCGAAUCCUGCGCUCAUCAACUUGCUCACUGCACCACCACACAUCUGCGGAGCCAUAGUACUGUAUUUCGCAGCUAGCUACAGCGACAAACAUCGCAUACGCCUCAAGCCUAUACUGCUUGGCCUAUUCAUUAUGGUAGCCGGCUUGGUAAUCGUGGUGCUGUUGCCAUCCUCAUGGGCAAUACCCCGCUACAUCGCUCUCAACAUCCUCCUCUCGGGUACCUAUGUCGCAUCUCCCCUCACAGUGGCCUGGAUUUCUGGCAACACGCCGUCACCUGGCAAGCGCGCAUUGCUCCUCGGUAUCAACGGUUGGGGCAACCUCGCUGGAGUCAUCUCAGCAAUUUUGUUUCGCCCAAAGUACGCUGCGGGUGGCUACAUUGUCCCGUUCUGGUGGACACUUGCAUCUGUCGCGUUAGCUGCUCUGGGUUACGUGCUUUUCCUUCGACGCUUAAAGGCUGAGAACAAAACGCGACAAGACAUGUUACGCAAAUGGAGCGAAGACGACGUCGAGGCCGAAAGGCUUCAUGGCAGGGGUCCGGUACCGCAGCAACAACGGUGGCUUAGACAAGCCAUCAACGUGAUGCGGCCGCAUGCGAAACUUGCAUGGCUAGCGGAUUGGCUCGAGAAGGCUGCGCGGUCUGGCAGGGAGGGCGACGAUAGGCUUACAUUCGUCUACGGAUUAUGA